Strongylus vulgaris is the source of this 834-nucleotide messenger RNA. Lineage: Eukaryota; Metazoa; Nematoda; Chromadorea; Rhabditida; Strongylidae. The record is from the annotation of a GenBank genome assembly.
CCGCCCUACGAAGUGGUUCGUGAACGACCAUCCCACGAACCCAAAAUGUUACGGCCAACCUUGCUCACUUAUCUUCUCCUCAUCAAAGCCUGCUUGUCAUGUCUGCUUGAAAAUGGAAGGAGUGCUGUGUACUUAUCUGUCGUCGAGGAUGUGAAACCCGGCGAGGUUAUCGGACACCUUCCCAUUGAGGGCAAGACGGAUGGUGCGAAGCCGGACAUCCAGUUACGAGUAGUUAAAGGCGAAGAAAUUGCACACAUUGUGCCCGGCUCAAAGGACCUUGUCAUCGAAAAGGAACUCGACAGGGACGAGGGUCAAGGAAAAUUCGAACUUGUCGUCGAAUGCACAGCACAGAAUGUGGAUAGCGACUUUAGUCAACUCAAUAUUUCCGUAUUCGUAACUGUCCAAGACGUUAACGACAACGCACCCGUGUUUGAUGCGCGUGGCUACAACAUUACCAUUAAAGAAGAGUUGCCCAUAGGCACAAUUGUCUUUGCCGACUUCGAAGCUACAGAUCGUGAUCAGCCUGGUCCAAACAGUUUUGUUUUGUAUUCUAUUCUCCCCGGGCCUCAUUCGGAACUCCUCGAAAUAGCCGAUCCAUUCCGUCCCGUCGUCACAGUAAAGAGUCGCAUCGACUACGAAACAAUCCGAAAAUUCGAAGUAAUUUUGGAGGCAAGGGAUCAGGGCGAACCUUCACUGUCCUCUUCCGUUCCUCUACAUGUUAGUGUCGAAGAUGUGAACGAUCGUUCUCCAUACUUCAAACGGCAGUAUUACACUUGCCGAAGCAUAAAGGUAGGUCUAUAUACAUCCACAUUCUUGUUUUUUUUAGAAGACUGA